AAAGCAGCUUUAUGUCUUGCUUUGAAACACACAGUUAACCAUUACUCAUUCGUUUGGGAUAUUUUUGCUCUCUACGGUAAUUGUGAUCAUUCCGCGCAAUAGAUAACUCGGUGGAGGUUAGAAAUGUUACUGACUUCCUUAAGUGAGUGGGUUCUGAACCGAUGACUCUGGGUUCUCCCGCCUCGCCAAAGCCGACUUCCGGAGCUCAGUUUCUCCCCGGUUUCCUCAUGGGUGACCUGCCGGCACCGGCCACCCCGCAGCCCCGCCCUUUCAGCCUGACCUCGCCCCUCGCAGAGAGCCUGAGUGCAAGUCGAGGAAGCGCCAGCAGUGGAGGAGGUUCGGCCCCGCAGCCCGUCGUCCCCACGCCAAAAGAUAAGAGCGGAGCGCCACCUGUCCGCAGCAUCUACGACGACCUGGUCACCACGGGAACGCCGCUCAGUGCACUCAAGCAGUCUUUUCCAGUCAUGCAGUCUCCCCUCUCAGCACGCCAGGCCUCCACUCCAGGAGCAGUGUUCCAGCAGGGAUGCCUUUCUCCGGCGCAGGUGGAUCCUUUCUACAGUCAGGGGGAGUCUCUGUCAUCUGACGACCAGCUGGACCAGACCUGGGUCACGGUCUUUGGUUUUCCUCCAGCCUCAGCGUCCUACAUCCUGCUGCAGUUCGCUCAGUAUGGAAACAUUCUCAAACACACGAUGGCGUCUCCUGGGAACUGGAUGCACCUCCAGUACCAGUCCAGACUGCAGGCCAGGAAAGCCCUGUCCAAAGACGGGAAGGUGUUCGGAGACUCCAUCAUGGUGGGAGUUAAGCCCUGUAUAGACAAGAGUGUGAUGGGGAGCAGAGACGCCGUCUCUCCGCCCCUCUCCGUCUCCUCCUCUGCUCUCCCCUCCACCCCUCGGUCCGCCAUCCGGCCCCUCAGCGCCUCCUACAGGAGCUCCGGCAGCGACUACCAGGUGGUGACAGACAGACAGACGCCCAGGAAGGACGACAGCUUUGUUUCCAAAGCAAUGGAGUACAUGUUUGGCUGGUGAUGAGAGAGGAAUACUGUAUAUGCAGAUAGAGAACAGGAUUCACUACAGUGUGUGUGUGUGUGUGUGUGUAGGUGGGUGUGUGUGUGUGUGUGUGAGAGAGACGGUUGGAGAAUCUCUGUCUGCUUAUUUUUUAUCAUGAUUUUUUAAUGUCUUUUUCUCAAUAAAGUUUGUCUUUUUCUUCAA
Gambusia affinis (western mosquitofish) is the source of this 1208-nucleotide messenger RNA. It is a transcript of the gene nup35, whose product is annotated as nucleoporin 35. Gene Ontology annotation, molecular function: structural constituent of nuclear pore; single-stranded DNA binding; phospholipid binding. NCBI's taxonomy places the organism in Eukaryota, Metazoa, Chordata, Actinopteri, Cyprinodontiformes, Poeciliidae. Gene Ontology annotation, cellular component: nuclear pore nuclear basket; nuclear pore central transport channel; nuclear membrane. Bases 162 to 1025 code for a protein of 287 amino acids. Gene Ontology annotation, biological process: NLS-bearing protein import into nucleus; nuclear pore organization; regulation of DNA-templated transcription. The record is from RefSeq and is a predicted model, not a curated record. The transcript is spliced from 9 exons.